CCUCAUUCUGGAUGUGUCAAUAGACCAACCAGACUGCGUUGACCUUUUUCAAGGGUCAAAGCCGUCAUUCUCAAUGUACUCACUAUAUGGUGCUCGAAUAGUAUCGCCUUUGACUACGCUAUUGUGGGCUAUGGUGUCUCAGUAUAGUCAGCUUGAGAGAAGUGCUGUGGAAGAUAUGGCCGUAGCGACUGUUGAGUCUGUGCUCAAGGGUGUGCUGAAUGUCGACACUUCUGUCAGCAUUACACGUGACGAUCACUAUGCUGCUGCAGUGGCGAAUCGGAAGGGACAACUGGAAGCUGUUUCAAACAUGAUCAGCAUCACCAUGACCAUUACUCAGAUGGUCAGUCUGCUGCGAGCAAUCUCUGAUAAAAUGGGUGGAGCUCUUGUGGACAUCCAUCGGGCGUCGUCAAUUGUUGCGCAGGCAUUUGGGAAGACACUGUUAUCUACCAGCGGUACGAUGGGUAGCAAUUCGCAUCGGAGAAGGCGGUUGCAUGGCCUUGGUAUGGACUCUUUUGAAGAGAGGAUUGAAUCUGAUGGUCCGGGGAUGGAAUCUUUGACUUAUUCCGAUGUGGCAACGGCAUCGGCAUCAAGUGUGCUGGAUUUGACAAACAUAGAGAGCAUUGUCAUGCUUAUGGAGGAUAUGGUACACUUCGCAACGACAGAGGGGGUAUUGAGUAAUGCUGACCUUCCAGGAGAGAUGAUUAUCGCCAUCUCUAACACCACCGCUUUGCUCAACCGAAGGCUCCAUCCUGCUACAGUGUAUUCGCACACAAGCCCCUCACAGUCUGAAGGAGACAUGGGCAGCAGUGCCAUCUGGGCAAAGAUUGGAGGCAUGGUGAAGGUAUCCUUAGCAUCCCGAUCCCUAUUGAUUCAGGAUGGUAUCUGGGAGGUAGUCAAGGGCACAAUGUCUGUGCGCGCAUACGUCGAUAAGACAUCACCACAGGCGCUUGAUCAGAUCAUCAAUGCGACAUUUCUUUCGCCAACUUUGUUGAGGCUCGGCAAUAUCCCUCUUCCCCCCAGCCCAGUUUCGCAAACACCACCCGUCAUCGGUGCACCAAGGCCACCAACUCCACCAAGUGGCGACGUUCUCAACACCCCACCUGACUCGACCGACGAGCGGACAGCCCCAACUAAGGGAUCCUUCUUUACAAUGCCCAUAAUGAUUGGAUGCGGUGCUGGAGGGGUGGUUGUGAUAAGUGCAAUAGUUGGCAUCGCGGUGUGUGUCUGUAGAAGGAGGCGAAAGGCAGCACAAAAGGUGAAGGAGCCUACGGAGUUGGAAAUUAAGCAGGCAAAGGAGAGGCGCAGAAGCAGUGUGAUCUUAGCCCGCGAGGUUAACCGGAAACUGAGUGAGCAAAUGGAAUUAAGAAGGAAGAGUAUUGAGUAUGCAAGAAAACUUGUCGAGCAACUGGAAGAAAGCACUUCUCAAUCCCGCAGGAUGAGUCGGUUAUAUCCAAACAGCAAGGACCUUACUGCCGCCCUGGAGGCCCACAAGCGCACAGAACUGCAGGAAAAGCUCGAGCGUGUACUCGUUGAGUCACAGUCAAGGCGGGGAAGCUUGAGAGAGUCCAGCCUGUCCAGGCGUUCCAGCAUGCAAUCUGCUGGUCUGAACACUGUCAGGGAAAUAUCAAUAAGACAAGGAUCAAGGAUCGACGAGGAAUCACAACUGGAUGUCCAGGAUGUUGACGUCGAGGUUACGCAACAGGAAAGGACCCGUUCACCUGGCGUAAACCGUACAAGACGAUCCUCAUCAACCGUCACCAGUCCUGACCGGCGGGAAGGUGCACAGGGGGACAUCAAAAGAGGGCACCGCGGCCAGGUUUGGCCAGACCCUCAGGAUGCUCGCAAUAGAGUGGAUCAGCAACCGGCGAAUAAUUCCAGUCCACAACCUCGCGAGUCCAAAGACAAUAGACGAAGAAAAGAGAAAAGGUACGAAGAUGGCGAUGAUGGUCGGCUGGUUCCAAUUGGCCCAGGUUUUGUUGGCUACACGGGAGUGGGAGCGGACAAACCAGGACCAGGAAUGUACAACUCCAACUUCGAGCUGGUUGUUCCAGCCCCCAGAACCACUGACUUUGCGGCCUCCCGUCUGGAACGAGCCCUUUAUUCCAAAAUGGACACAGGUGUUCCUGGUCCCGGUUCUUACGACGUGUUCAUUGACCGCAUGGGAGGCAUGUCCCCAGCCAAUCGGAUUCUCAUGAUUGAAAAUAGUGAGGAGUCUCUCCUCAAGAGCGGGUCAUCGAAGAGUUUUCUUCGCAGCCCAGGGUCUGUGAGAAUUGAUGGGAGUGCUGGAGGAGGGGGUUCCUCUGUAGUAGGUGGAGGGUCGGGAUCCUUCGGAACCCAAUUAGGUGUGUCAAGAUGGGUGACCAAGGAGUCCUCCUUUUUCGUGUCAGGGGUUCCGAAAUUCAAACACGUGGUCAAAGACACCCCGGGACCUGGCACGUACACCUUGUCCCGUGUCUUCGACUUCGCAUACAGGGAACAGCCAAUGAGCCCCUCGGCAUGCGCCACGCGUCCGUUUGGUACUGCUCAGUCCCGAGGGUACCAUAUCGAUCCCGACAAGGUGGUCUCUCCUCCGACUUACUUGAUUACCCCUGGUCCGGGCGCGUAUGCCCCCAAGAUCGUGGAGGGGAAAGAAGACCAUAUCUGGUCAACCAGUCUGGGUCCCGACGAGACACCGUCUGUCGCCAGUCCCUUUUCCUUCACUUCUCAGCGGUUUUCCAAUUUCAUCACUUUCGCACCUGGGCCUGGUUCCUAUGAUGUGCCCAUCGUCCAUCCCAGGCGGACGGUCAAGAGUUUCAUCCAUCUUGGGGAGCCACCCCAAGCGGAGGGAACCAAUCUGCGGCGGGGAUUCACUCGCAUCUGCAAUCCGGGGGAAUCCCAGGGGCCGGCGUUCAUGAGCACUGCACGCCGAGUCUCGUUCACUGACAUCGCCGCCGCAGCGCCUGCGACUGCUUCUUCUACCGCUCGCGGGCGCAAGGCUGGCGUUGAUGCUACUGCCGGUAGUCCGAAGAAGAAAGAGCGCGAGAAAGAGCGGGAGCCAGAUCUGGAGGCUGUGGAUCGCAAGGGCAUGGGAAAUCGACGUCGCGGGCGGAGGUCUGUGAUGAAUAGCCCUCAGGGCUUGCGGCAGCGGAAGGUGGUGGUGCAUUACACAGGCCGGGGGGAGGAAUUGUCGUCGGUAUUUGCAUCGGAUACCACGAGAUUCGGAACAACAGGAACGUUGCACGGAGGACAUGCGUGGUACUCUAACUCAGGAUUUCCUUGUCCGGGAACAUACGAGACGCCCAUCAGAUGGAGCACCAAGCCGCGACCAGGAGGUCCUGGAUGGAUAUACCUUUUCCAUAAAUUGAGGGGGGCCAAGUGGUGGAGCUUCCCAGGCCAUCAUCGGAAGGAUAAACCCCCUACGAGUGCACGGGUGUUUGUGUCGGGUGCGCCAAGGCUCCAUCAUCAUUUUGAGACGGAUUCCCCAGGACCUGGAAGGUGAGCAGGUUUUUUUUUUUUUUUUUUUUUUUUUUUUCAGAAGGUGAGUUGUGCUGGAGAUAGGGCUUGAAAAGAAAAAGAAAAGAGAGACCUACAUUUCGUUGAUUCCUUUUUGCCAGUUGGGUAUGGGCAUGAGGGGGUUGGGGGGAAGGGGAGAGGGAAGGACAGGCCCCUCCGAUUCUUGAAAGCCCGAAACUAGCCCCACCAGAAUGCACCUAGAUGUGCUGCGACACAAGUGGGAGAUCUCAACCUGGAGGUGCAGAUGCCCCGAUCCUGGCUCAUACUGAUCGGGCUAGUUUUUAUCUUUUUUUUUCUUUUUCAGGCAGUGAAACAAAGUGGAAAUAAAACAUGGAUGAAAUGGAGAUGGAACGGAGAUAAAAUCUGGACAAUAAUAUUUCUUGAUGGAAGAGAGGGACAGAGGGGUGGAUAAUCAAACAGCUUGAAACAG
This is a messenger RNA of Chara braunii, 3922 nucleotides long. Lineage: Eukaryota; Viridiplantae; Streptophyta; Charophyceae; Charales; Characeae. The record is from the annotation of a GenBank genome assembly.